AUGGAGUACGGUGAACGCGGCAAUUCGCCUUUGGCGUUGGUUUUGGCGAGUCAAGGGCGGAACCUAUUACAAGAAUACUACGAAGGUGGGGAUCCAGCCUGCCUCGACGAAUCGAUCGAUUGUGCACGACAGGCGUUGGACAAUUCAACUCUCCCAGAACGUGCAAUCUAUCUUAAUGACCUAGGCUGUCGCCUUCGCGAACGAUACGACGCAACCGAAGAGAUACAUGAUAUUUCAGAAGCGAUUGAUCUAUUAGAGGAUGCAUCCCAGGCCAUCCACGACCGUACAAAGCGCGUAUUGAUCCUUAAUAACCUUGCCACGUUCCUAGGCGACCGCUUUGAGAUACGCGAAGAUGUACGUGAUUUAGAGCGAGCCAUUGCGGUCGGGCAGGACGCACUGAGCGCGAGUAGCUCAAGCCAAGGAUUACAGGCCAUGUGCCUAAACACUUUGAGCCUGGUUCAUGGCUAUCGUUAUAGAAAGCUAGCCUCCCUGGACGAUUUACAGACUGCGACGCAGAUGGGGCAACGGGCCCUGGAUCUCACACCCGCAGGCCACCCUGACAGAAUGAUGUAUUUGGGAAACUUGGGUGUUUGCUACGAGCGCCAAUUUGAUAGAUUGCAACGUCCAGCCGAUAUUGAAAGGGCUAUAGAUUGCGCAACGGAAACAGUCGCCUUAAGUGACAAUGCAAUGGACAGUGUGCCCUAUCUCACGAAUCUCAGCAAUUCGCUCGCAAGUCGAUUCCUGCUUACGGCGGAUCCUCAGGAUUUGGAAAAUGCGAUAGUUCACGCGAAAGAAGCUAUACAAUUGACUCCACCGGAAUAUCCAAAAUACUCUGAAUUGCUCCACAACCUCAGCCUUCAUCUUGGGGACCGCUUCCGGCGAUAUGGAGACGUGGCCGAUCUAGAUGAGGCUAUCAAGUUCCAAGAGGAUGCCAUUGCCGCCGGUGACUUAGAUAACCCUAGGUUGGUCACGUAUCAGGACCAACUUGGUGUCCUUUUGUGUCUCAGAUAUGAUCGCAAUGACGACGUAAGCAUCCUAGAGAAUGCAAUUGAGCUGGCACAAGAUGUCUUGCACUCCACCGGCAAUGAAACUGUUCCCGACCAGGCACAGUAUCUGUCACAUAUGGCCGCAUGCAUGGGUCGCCGGUUCGAGCGAACGGGGAAUGUAGCUGAUCUGGAACGAGCCAUUCAUCUCGAAGAACAGGCCAUAGAAAUUAUUCCACACGACGAUCCACACAGAAUGGAACUCCUCUUGGAUCUGAGUGAUGAUUACCAUAACAGGUCUGUAAAGCUAGGCUCAACGGAAGAUCGCAAAAAGGCGAUCGAAACGAUGCAGAUGGCUCUAAUUGCUGGCGUAUCCUAUCACUCGCAUCGAUCAAGCCAACUAUGUAGAAUCAGCCAGCGGUUUAAAGAUCGAUAUGAAAGUACAAGAGACGAAGCUGAUAUCACAGAAUCGAUGAAACUGGCUCGCAAAGCGGUUGAACUUGUUCCUCCAGAUCACCCCAGACGCCCAUACUACCUCCAUUGCUUGAGCCUUACACUAGAAACACGUUUUCUAGUUCUCGGGUCAUUGCCAGAUCUAGAAACCUCUAUACAAAAGAGUGAAGAAGCACUUGCUGCGAACCCCCAUAAUCGGCAUGACUACCUCUACGCCUUGAGUAUUCAGUUGACAUGUCGAUACGAACAGCUUGGUGCUCUAGUCGACCUACAAGAAGCUAUUCGUUUCAUGCAGGAUUGUAUAAAGGGUGUUCCAUCAAAUUAUGCACAUCGUAUUGUGUGCUUGAAAGCCCUAAGCGACCAGCUUGGCUCUCUUUACGUGAGGAACCACAAUCUGGAAACCUUGAAUGAGGCGGUAGACGCCGCAAAUAAAGCAGCGGCGCUUGUUCCCAAAGACGACAUGAUGCGUCCAAGCAUCCUCAACAGUCUUCAUUUGCUUCUCGUAUCUCGCUCUAAGGCAACCAAUACGCCAGCUGACCUAGUAGCGGCAAUUAAAGUUCAACGCGAGGCCCUCGAUGCUCCCGAUACCCUUAGCGACCGAACCAUUCUGCUUCAUAACCUCAGCCAGACCUUAGCUUACACCCAGAAAGAAAGUGAACAAUCUGUACCAAGAGAGGCCGUCGAACUAAGUUGGGAAACUGUCAAUACAGCUGUAAAAUCCCACCCGAAUCGAGCAAUGUACCUGAAUACAUUUGGUACGUUCUUAAAGGAGGGCUACGGGCACUCCAGGAAAUUGAUUCAUGAGAACCAAAAACCACAAGAUUUGUUCCAAGAAGGCCUCCGUAGUGCCAACUCUCCCCCUCUUGAUCGUAUCAAAGCUGGGCAGAACGCCUUUGACUGCUAUAUCGCAGACGGGCAGUGGGCCAACGCUGUUCUAGUGGCGACGGAAGUUGUGAGGCUUUUCCCUCUCUUGGUGCCACGGUGGCUGAGCCGAGAUGACCAGCAAUAUCUGCUGAAAAAUAUAUCCCAUUUCACAUCUCGCGCCGCAUCUGUUGUACUUCAGGCAAAUGGGUCUCCUGCAGAGGCUAUUAAUGUACUGGAAGCAGGGAGAGGAGUGAUAGCUCGCUUCACAACAGAUCUCAAGACUGACAUAUCGAAACUCGAGAAAUUGCAUCCCGCAUUGCAUGCCGAGUAUAUCGGGCUUCGUCGGCAAAUCUUACUUCCCCCUUCGCCAAUACUCUCAUGGGAAGCGGAGCCCACCAAGGCUACUAUAAUAACGAGACGCCACAGAGACCAAGAAUCACGCACUUCCCAAAUUAUCACUACCGGACGUCAAAGGGCAGAGAUCCUACGGAAGCUCGAAGAGAUUGAGAAGAAUGUCCGUGAGCUUCCGGAGUUUGAGCAGUUUAUGAAGCCUCUUUCGCCGGCAGACCACAUGUCACUUGCCAGGCUUGGGCCGAUCAUAGCAUUUAAUGUUACAGAGCUACGGAGUGAUGCGAUCAUUGUGACUGAAAGUGGUAUCGACUGUAUUCGCCUUGAGCGGCUUCAAUUCCAGGAUUUGAAAGCCAACGUGAACAAAGUAGUUGGGGAGAACCAGCUCUCUAAGGGCCCGCCCAGUGAAAGACCCCGGCGAAAUGAAGAGCUCCAGCGCAUAUUGAACUGGCUGUGGGAGACCGCCUUACACCCAGUACUUACUAAACUGCGCCUGUAUAGCAACGCACCACCGGGUCCGCUAUCGCGUGUCUGGUGGGUUGCAAGCGGCUACAUGGGUCUACUUCCGCUACACGCAGCUGGAGAUGGUAAUACCUCUACGAUGGACUACGUCAUCUCAAGUUAUACUCCUACACUUCAGGUGCUGAAGUUCUCCCGGGAAAGAGAUAGCUUGCUAAAUUGUGAUCCCGAGCUAAGGAUGCUUCUCAUUACUGCACCAGACAAACCCGGGCGUGGAGGUCUAGACACAGAGACCGAAAUAAAAUCGAUUCAGAAGAGUUUCAGGCGUAACAUAUCCUAUACGCUGCUCAAUAACCCGUCGAACGAAGAUGUUUUGCGGGAGCUGUCCGAACACCACCUGAUUCAUUUUUCAUGCCAUGGUUAUUCGAAUGCGACUGACCCGUCAGAGAGCGCUCUUGAGAUUGCUUACGCAGCGGGAUCCAGAUCAGGCUCGCUACUCACCGUGAGGGAUAUAGCUACUAUUGACCAUGCCAAAGCUCAAAUUGCAUAUCUUUCUGCAUGUUCCACGGCCGAAAAUUCAUCCGAUGAGCUCCUAGACGAGGUUAUACAUAUUGCUGGUGCUUUCCAGCUUAUUGGGUUCCCCCAUGUUUUGGGGACGCUUUGGGAGGUUAGCGAUAGAGCUGCUGUUGAAGUGAGUAGGCUAUUUUACGAGGCACUCAGCGACCAGGUAAGCAGUGGCAGCCCUUCUCAUGGAAACAUCGCAAGCACCCUGCAUGAGGCUCUACGGACAUACAGGAAAAGCAAAAAGGCGAGGGAGAGAGAUGUUUUGUCUUGGGCCCCGUUCAUAUAUAUGGGCGCAUGA
Aspergillus caelatus is the source of this 3969-nucleotide messenger RNA. RefSeq names its product CHAT domain-containing protein. Lineage: Eukaryota; Fungi; Ascomycota; Eurotiomycetes; Eurotiales; Aspergillaceae. Bases 1 to 3969 code for a protein of 1322 amino acids. The transcript has a single exon. Gene Ontology annotation, molecular function: protein binding. The record is from RefSeq and is a predicted model, not a curated record.